Molecule: messenger RNA, 872 nt
Organism: Saprolegnia parasitica CBS 223.65
Lineage: Eukaryota; Oomycota; Saprolegniomycetes; Saprolegniales; Saprolegniaceae
Exons: 2
Coding region: 1-801 (266 amino acids)
Source: RefSeq, a predicted model, not a curated record
AUGCGUUGGGUCAACUUGCUGAGCCUGCUGCUUCUCUGCCUCGCGCCGGUCGUCGAGGCCGCUGCCUGCACUGACGACGAGACGGCGGCGGCCCUCGUGCCAUACAAGGCCGAGCUCGCGCUCAACCUCGCGCUCUGCGGCAGCGACGUGGGCUACUCGACGGCUGCGAUCGCCAACGGCGACUUUUUCUCGCCGUCGACGACGACGCCGGCGCGGGUCACGGCCUUUCUUAAAAGCGUCAACUGCCGCGCUCUCUUCAUUUUGUAUCAAAAAGCCACGAGCAACUUGAGAUGCUCGACAGGCUACCAAGGCGUCACGUUUGAGCAGUACGCCGCCACGCUACUUCCGUCCAGUGCCGCAACCCCAACGACGCCGACGACGGUCAAGCCCGGCACGGCCAACUGCACCGACGAGAGCGCCACGGCGGCAUUUGCGGCCAUUGAGGCCGAGCGAUCGCGGUUCCUCUUGCGCUGCGCCAUCGACAUGGGCAGUAUUCCGGUCGCGUACCUCUACAACAAUACGCUCAAGCACAAAAUCACAGACGCACAGUUUACGGCCUUUUUAGCCAGUUCCGACUGCGCGGCGGCGGUCGUGGUCGAGAAGAAGGCGUGGGGCGCGGUCGUGCCGCCCUGCGUCCUCUACGACGGUGCGCUGGCCUUUACGACAAGAGAGAUUAGCGCGUGGACGUUCACCGACACCACCGCGGCGCCACGGCCAGUUGCCCAGUCGACCGCGGCACGAUGCUAUUCGACGAGUGCUCUUGUCGUCCUUGCCUUGGCUGCAUGGGGUUGCUACAAGUGAGAAGCUUAGUUGCUUUAGGUAUGAACCGUUUUUCACCAUGUUCGGCACCUUCUCGUCAAUGAGGCGCGAGG